AUCGUUACUGUUUUAACUUUACCAAAUUGUUGCUUCUAUAUAACAAGCACCUGCUGCCUUUUCCGUUCAUUUCUGAUUGAGAGAUUGAAGGGUUGAAAGAUGGGAUAUCACCAUGUCCUGGCUUUGUACCUAUUGUUAUGUGUUGUUCCUGUUUCCCUAGCACAAGAUAUCAAUUUGCCACUCAAAGCUGUGAAUCUUGGGAAUUGGCUUCUUAUAGAGGGUUGGAUGAAACCUCCUCUCUUUGAUGGAAUUCCGAACAAUGACCUUUUGGAUGGGACACAAGUUCAAUUCAAGUCCACAAAGCUGCAGAAGUAUCUUGCUGCAGAAAAUGGGGGUGGUUCUGGUUCCACUGUUGUUGUGAACCGCGAUUCAGCGUCUGGUUGGGAAACUUUUAGGUUGUGGAGGAUCGAUGAAUCGUCUUUCAAUUUUAGAGUGUUCAACAAGCAGUUUGUGGGAUUGUCAAACCGGGACGUUGUCGCAGUUUCAGAUUCACCAGGCAAUUCAGAAACAUUUCGGAUUGUAAGGAAAGAUGGUGAUCCAAAUAGAGUUUGUAUUCAAGCAUCCAAUGGUUUAUUUCUGCAGGCAACAUCCGAGACGCAGUUGACUGCAGAUUAUGGGGGCUCCGGUUGGGAAGACGAUAACCCAUCUGUCUUCAUAAUGACAAUAUUAAGUGACAAGACCUUGCGAGGUGAAUACCAAAUCACAAAUGGUUAUGGUCCAGACAGAGCUCCUCAAGUUUUGCAGGAUCACUGGAACAGUUACAUCACCGAAGAUGAUUUCAGAUUCUUGUCUUCAAACGGCUUGGAUGCGGUGAGGAUCCCGGUUGGAUGGUGGAUUGCAAAAGAUCCAUCACCACCUAAGCCUUUUGUUGGUGGCUCCUUGAAAGCCCUUGACAAUGCUUUCUCUUGGGCACAAAAUUACGGGAUGAAGGUGAUCGUCGAUCUACAUGCAGUUGAAGGUUCUCAAAACGGCAAUGAUCACAGUGCAACAAGAGAUGGCUAUCUUGAAUGGGGAAAUUCCAAAAUACAGGAUACUGUGGCAGUUAUAGAUUUCUUAGCUGCAAGAUACGCUAACCAUCCAGCUCUUGCUGCAAUUGAGUUAAUGAAUGAGCCUAUGGCACCAGGUGUUACUCUAGACAGCCUCAAAAACUAUUACAAAGCCGGUUAUGAUGCAGUAAGGAAGUACACUUCAAGGGCCUAUGUCGUCUUAUCGAACCGGUUAGGACCAGCUGAUGCAAAGGAGCUUCUCUCAUUUGCCCAAGGCCUCGAUCGUGUGGUCGUAGAUGUGCAUUACUACAGCCUCUAUUCAGACAUGUUCAACAGCUUCAGCGUGCAACAAAACAUCGAUUUCAUCCACAACCAACGAGCUUCGGAUCUCGAUACUGUGACCACUUCCAGUGGUGUACCCCUCACAUUUGUUGGGGAAUGGGUUGCCGAAUGGGCGAUAAAUGGAGCAUCAAAGGAAGAAUACCAGAGAUUUGCAAGUGCCCAAGUAGAUGUGUAUGGGCGUGCCACUUUUGGAUGGGCAUAUUGGGCUUAUAAGUGUCAAUACAACCAUUGGAGCCUCAAGUGGAUGAUUGAAAACAACUACAUUAACCUUAAUUAGGUUUUACAGAUUAUGAUAUAUAUAUAUAUAUAUAUAUAUAUAUAUAUUGAAACUCUAUUUUGUUUUUGAUAAAUAUAUUGGACCUCAAAUUGUACUACAGAAAAAGAAAUAAAAGGAAUAAAUGCAUUAGCUUUUUACUGA
Molecule: messenger RNA, 1746 nt
Organism: Malus domestica (apple)
Lineage: Eukaryota; Viridiplantae; Streptophyta; Magnoliopsida; Rosales; Rosaceae
Product: probable glucan 1,3-beta-glucosidase A
Biological process (GO): actin filament bundle assembly; cell migration; establishment or maintenance of cell polarity
Cellular component (GO): cytoplasm; actin cytoskeleton
Molecular function (GO): hydrolase activity, hydrolyzing O-glycosyl compounds; actin filament binding
Source: RefSeq, a predicted model, not a curated record